Molecule: messenger RNA, 548 nt
Organism: Hyposmocoma kahamanoa
Lineage: Eukaryota; Metazoa; Arthropoda; Insecta; Lepidoptera; Cosmopterigidae
Exons: 4
Coding region: 12-548 (178 amino acids)
Source: RefSeq, a predicted model, not a curated record
CGGGCAACAAAAUGAUCAACAUAAAUUGGGCGUUUCAAGCGAACUUCCAACUACCAUGGAACAGAUCCCAAAUACCCUUGGACGUACUCGAGGCUAACUCCGGCUAUGUAGGUAUGUCUAGAAAGAAAAGGGACGACAAUAGCAUUUAUGGGGAGCUGGAAAGAGAUGGAGAUUAUGAAAAUGAUGCUAAGUUGUAUCAUUUUUAUAAAUACGUGGAGGAGAUUUUGGCAGGUUUAGGACAUAACGGGUCAUCAUGUGUACUAAAAACCUUGUGUCAACUUGGCGCCGAACCUCUUCAUUCUGAUGAUAAAGAAGAUCUUCUUCACGAACUUGCCAGCUUUGUUCUUAAUCCAACAAAUGACGCAGACCAUGGAGUGACAGAGAAAGACGACCAGUACCAUUACAUACGAGCAUACCAUCGUGGCCAUAAUGAUGAAGAUUGUGUUACCUUGUAUAAUGAUUGUAAAGUUUCUGUAAUUGAUAUGUUUACAAAACUUCAUGAGAAGUACUACCACCAUUCUUAUUUCUCCCACCAAGCUGUAAUGUGA